Messenger RNA from Cylas formicarius (sweet potato weevil), 3991 nucleotides. RefSeq names its product guanine nucleotide-binding protein subunit alpha homolog (gene cta). Lineage: Eukaryota; Metazoa; Arthropoda; Insecta; Coleoptera; Brentidae. Gene Ontology annotation, biological process: adenylate cyclase-modulating G protein-coupled receptor signaling pathway; Rho protein signal transduction. The transcript has 2 exons. The coding region runs from base 398 to 1510 and encodes 370 amino acids. The record is from RefSeq and is a predicted model, not a curated record. Gene Ontology annotation, molecular function: guanyl nucleotide binding; GTPase activity; G-protein beta/gamma-subunit complex binding. Gene Ontology annotation, cellular component: heterotrimeric G-protein complex; brush border membrane.
AAACUUCACUGGUAUAAGUGCGGUAAUUGUUAUUUUCGUUUGGUGCAUACUAUCAGAAAUAAGACACAAGAGCAAAAUUGAUCAUCCGAUUAACAAAACAUUUAGUUCAUUUUCAAUAGAACAUAAUAAAAGACCGAUUACCUAACUUAUCUAUCUGGUGAAUGGUUCCCAUUUCGCAAUAUAAUUCAUAAAAUGGUUUACAAAACGGGGAGUGGUAAUCGAAUAACAAAUAAAGAAUUCGCAAAAAGCGCGUGACGCUUUGACAGAAGCAGGCGGACAGGAAGCGCGUGCGCACCACCGCAAUUUCUAAUGUCAGUAUGUGUCAGCUCUUGUGGUUUUGCAGCUAGUCGUGACAGCUAUGUAGUUUUUAAAUUAUCAUUUAAAAGUUUUAUUAAAAAUGUCCACUUUUAAGUGGUCGUGUCCCUGUUGUUUGCGCUUUAAAUUUACACCGGAAGAACUGGAACAAAGGAAUAAGAGCCAAGAAAUCGACAAGAUGAUUGAAAAAGACAAACAGGCCAUGAAAAGACAAGUGAAGCUGUUGCUGCUCGGAGCAGGCGAGAGCGGAAAGUCUACGUUUUUAAAGCAAAUGCGUAUCAUACACGGAAUAAAAUUCGAGGGCCAACAAAUUAAAGAGUACCAGCAGGUGAUAUAUCAGAAUGUGCUUAAAGGUAUGAAAGUGCUAGUGGACGCAAGGGAGAAACUCGGCAUUCCGUGGGGAGACAACAACAAUGGGGACAUUGGGAGAGAACUCCUCCAGUUUAAGGUUGACAAUAGUAUGGUGUUUGAUUCAAGAGUGUUUUCCCAGUUUGCGCCUUUGUUAUCGAUGCUGUGGAAAGAUUCAGGAAUACGUAGGGCCUUCGAAAGGCGGCGGGAAUUUCAAUUGAGUGAUUCGGUGGAAUAUUUUCUAAACAAUUUGGAAAGGAUAGCGCAGCCCAACUACAUGCCCACAAAUAAGGACAUAUUGCACUGCAGAAAAGCUACCAAAGGCAUAACCGAAUUUGUAAUAUCAAUUAAUAACAUACCGUUUCUCUUCGUGGACGUUGGCGGUCAAAGGUCACAACGACAGAAGUGGUUUCAGUGUUUUGAUUCCGUCACUUCGAUUCUAUUCCUGGUUUCUUCAUCAGAGUUUGAUCAGGUCUUGUUGGAAGACCGGAAAACAAACAGACUGGAAGAGGCUAGAGAUAUUUUUGAUACAAUAGUCAAUAAUAUUAUUUUUAGCAACGUUUCAAUUAUAUUAUUUUUAAACAAAUUUGAUCUCCUGGAAAAGAAGACUAAGAAUCCUGAAACCGACAUCCGUUGGUACUUUCCUCAGUUUACUGGGGACAGCCAUUCACUGGAGGACGUCCGUAAAUAUAUUUUAUAUUUAUUUACAAGCGUCAGACGAGAUCAGAAAAAGUCACUGUACCACCAUUUUACAACGGCAGUAGACACAGAAAAUAUUAAAGUCGUAUUCUAUUCCGUGAAAGACACGAUAUUACAUAGGAAUUUGCAAAAUUUGAUGCUGCAGUAAAAGCUAAGUGUUCUUUUAUUUGGGCUGUGUUAAACGGAAAAUAAUACAUGUUUAAAACUAAGACUGACUAAGUUUAAUUAGUCGUAAUUUUAUAUAACAUGGAUUAUAUUAUUUAGAUGUAAAGUUUUUUCGAACCUCAAAGAGAUAGUAGAGUACAAUGCCAUAGUUAUAACGCGCGCACAUAUAUUCUUAAACCGUGUUUUGGUAUACUGAUCUACGAUGUCUUUCCGAUACAAAUUUAAGCCAAAAAUAUUUUAUUAAAGACUUUACACUCAUAUAAGCAUUUAAAUGUUGUGUGAACUUGCGAUUGAGUUCUGCCAAAGAUUUUGUAGGUGGUUUCUUUCUACUUUAAUGUAUUGGUCAUUAAAAAAUGCCUGAAAUAACUCAUUCAAUUAGAGGACAAUGCAGCAAUGCGCAAGUCUUACAAGUGUUCGUGAUAUUGAAUCUUAAAUUUUGACAUAAUAUUAGUCCUACACAGGAUUAAGUUAAAAAAAAUUGAGUUGAAUUAGUUUUGAGAAAGUGUAGGUUGUUUUUGUGACCUUUUUUUGAGUACAUAAUUACAUAAUAAUUGGAGUUUUUAUAAUUAUCAAAACAGCAAUGCAGCGACUGUCUAACAAAUGCACUGUUUACUAAUUUUUUUUCUGAUAUUUGUUUUAACAAUGGCACUCCAAUUUGACAUUUUGUGUACAGCAUCCAAAGUGUUUCAAAUUGGACUUUUGUAAUCAGAAGUGGUACUUAUUUACUUAUUUCGGGUUGUCUAUUGGUCAUCCUGAUAGCAGUCGGUAAUUGGUUUUUUAUAUAAUUUUGGGUAAAAAAGUAAUUUAAAUGAGCAAUUGCAUAAGACAAAAAAUUGAGACCAUUAAGAAAAACUGUAAUGUCUCCAAAGCGAUUUUGGGCAACAGAUGAAGCUUAAAGUAUUCCACUGAUAUCUAAAUUUUGAAAUAAACUCAAAAAAUGAAAUAAAAUCAAAAACCGGAAGUUUCAGUUCAGAAAUAUCAAGUUGAAUUUGAAACACCUUGUACAUGACACUAAUCUUAAAGUACAAAAAAUGGCCUACAUAAAACUUAAGCUUGUUUCAGAGUUAACCUGGCAAAAGCCUAGGAGAUUCCCGUCAGCUAAAUAUGUUGUUUCAAAGAUACAUAGUGUUUUAAUUAGUGACGCUUUUGAAAAAAAUCUGUUGUUAAUGGUUUAAGAACAGUUGCAUAUUUGAGUCAUUUAUUAUUCAUUAUUAAACUAAUUAAGACUAAAUAAAAUUUCCGUUAGACGAGCAAGCAAUCAAAUUAUUUGUUUUUUUUUGCAUACAACAUUUUUUAUUAGAAAAUUCUUGUGAUAGUUUAACAAGAAAUACAACAAUAGGGUUUCUUAAGCAUUUUUAAUUCUCCGGGUUGAAUUUGUUGAACUGAAUAAUUAAUAAAAACGGUAACAAACAUUACAGACUAGAUACUAGAUAAAUUUCAAUUCAUCCAGCAAACUAACAUUUUUGUAAAAAAUACCUUAUGGUAUAAAUUAAAACUCUUUAAAAAAAUAUUUUCCAUAUUUCGCUGGAAGGUGUUUCCUAGAUUUGUUAAACUUAUAGGGCUCUGAAGCACCGGAUAUUUUCAAUUUUAUACUCCAAUUUUUAUUGCUGCCAAACUAGUGCCUAACACGAUUUUAUUUUCUUAUGUAAGCAGUGAAACGCACAUAAGCAGUAUUAUUAACAUUCAAUUCAAUAUUGAAAAUUCAUUAAAGUCAGAAACGGUCUAAUGAAAAUCAUAUGUAUAAUAUUAUAGUUUAAGCUCAAUAUUAUCAUAAUCACUUGUACAAGAGCUCAGCUAUUUUCUUGUGGUGAAAUCGGAAGACGGCGUCCUUAUAUUUUCUCUAAUUUGCUUUAGCACAUAUAUUACUAGUUUAUAUGGUAAUGUUUGUUUUUGAAGUACGAUAUUAUAUCCCAAAUGUUUAAAAUUAAAAAAAAGAUUUAAUUUAAUUUUUAAAUUCUUGUAAAUCCUCGUUAAUUUAAUCAUGUGAUAACCUUUUCAUUAAAAGUUUAGAACGCAAAUCUAUUAAGGACAAUGUCGAGUUGACCUCUCCUAUGUUGUAAAUAAAUGUAAAAUAUAAUUUUAUUAAGUUAAAUAUUUUAUCAUUGUAGAUUCAGGUACUCGUAUUUAAAAUGGUGUAAAAUACUGAUUUAAGUUUACAGAUGUUAAGCAGUCUAUUAUUGAAAAUAAGUUCUAUAUUAAUAAUGAUUCGGAAAUUUUCUGGUAUUAUGCUCAUGGAUUUCCGAAUGCAUAUAUAUAUGGAUUUCCUUUACUCUCAUUGUUUACAUAUUUUUGUAAUUGUUAAUAAAAUGAUUAAAUGUCUACCAUUUAUUUAAAGUCCACUAUUUAUUGAGCUCCGUGGAUUUUAGAUUUUUAUAUGUAAAGCGUUCUAUUAUAAUAUUCAACAGAAUUCAUUGCUGAAAUUUUCUUUGUUACUUUUUGGGAGGUAAGAUUAUGGAAGUUAAAA